Molecule: messenger RNA, 1638 nt
Organism: Colletotrichum godetiae
Lineage: Eukaryota; Fungi; Ascomycota; Sordariomycetes; Glomerellales; Glomerellaceae
Exons: 4
Coding region: 202-1551 (449 amino acids)
Source: RefSeq, a predicted model, not a curated record
GCCGAAACUUGGAUGACAUUUCAUUCGGCACUCUGCAAAGCUCACCACCACGGUGUUGGCGACGCGAUCCAUCACGACGUCGCAGCCACGCUUCAAAAAAGGUCAGGACUCAACGACGACCUCCUCAACCCAACCGAGAAUGCGCGUCUUCUUUUUUGUUUCAAGUCAAGUCACUGGCGUGCGAUUCUCAGCAUUAAUCAAAUGACCACAACCACAAAUCGUUUGCAGGAAAAUGUCCAGGCUUGGCUCAACGGUCUAUCGCCUUGCCCAGAUUCUCCAGAUUCGCCAUUCACCGCAACUCGCACCGUGGCAGACAAGAAACUCGUAAAGCGCCGUCUCACAGAUGCAGAAAAUUUGAAGACUUCAUCGAAACGGCUAUGCCGUCUUACCCCUCCGACGUCAUUAACCAUGUCCGUCUCGCCAACGAAACGGUCACACGACACACCUGACUCUUCCAGCAUCGCCUCGAACCAAGAUGACGACCAGACGCCUAGAAGCAAAAAGAUUCGAAUGGUCCCUGGUUGGGGAAACGCGCCGCUUACUGCAUCCUCGCGCCGUAGUGGCUCCGUCUCUCCGAAGAAGCUGGCACGUACUUGGGCUGUAAGGGAUGCUAUUGCACGACAGUUUACGAUCAGAGAGGAUAUUCCAGCCUCGCUACAACGUCUGUGGAAGGAUAUUGGUCGAUAUGAUAGAGGAAUCGGCAUCAUUGGGUUGGCAGAAAAGGCUUCGAUUGAAGACGCCCAAACAUCGCAUCCAGAGUAUGAGCAAGACGUAUUUGAAGACUUCUUCUAUGAGCAAGAGAUAGUGUCCCGAGACGGCUUGCGCAGUACUCUUGGCCCCACGCCCUCAGUUUCCGCAGUCUUGGACAUCAUGGAACGUGGCAUCAGCUGCCGCAAUGAGCAAAUGGACGAAGCCGGCUGGAACUCAAUUGUCCACAGCCGCAUCCUCGAACUCGCCUUCUCUGGCCUGUGGUCUAAGACUGACAAUCUUGUUGCAUUUGCUCCUUGCACGUCCGCCAAAAUUAUUCCCGAAUAUGCCGAUCCCAUAAGCCGCAAGGUCGACUUUUGCGCAUGUAUCAGACCUGAUGCCUUGUCAGCCAUCGCCAUCCAGUCUAUUCGCGACCAAGAUGCACUGGCUAGUCAAUCCAUCAACCACACCGACUUCCCACCACUUCAGGCGCGACCGAUCGCUCUUUCCAUCGAGACUAAGAUUCAUGGGGAAGGAAUGAACAACGCUGAAGCCCAGCUGGUUACAUGGCAUGCCGCGCAAUGGCGGUCUUUGGACCGAUUGGUUGGGCGCACGGAGCCCAAGACGCAGCUACCAGAGUUCCUGCCGGGAAUCAUCAUCCAGGGACGCGAAUGGGUAUUUGUAGCGAGUACCAAACGAAGCGAUGAGGUGACAUUAUGGACUAGUCAGCACAUUGGCUCUACGGCGAAGGCCACAGGCGUGUAUCAGAUUGUGUGUGUGUUACAAUACCUGAAGCGAUGGAUUGAAAAAACGUAUUGGCCGUGGUUCAAGCAGGCCAUACUAAGGUUGCCAGAAGAGACAUGAAGAGUCAACACAGUCAGUCAGCCAUCAGCAUUGCGUAACCAUCCCCAAGCCGCUAGAACUUGAUGCGUACAAGGCCUAAAUCCACGG